AAGUUAAGCGAUGGACUUUGAAUUCGUCAGCCACCAUCAGACGUCAACUAGCGAAAGGCAAAGGCAGAGGCAAAAAGCAGGAAAAAAUAUUCAGUCCAAGUGAAAACUGUAAAUAAGUGCUUGUGUCUCCAAAAAGGAAUCGUACUCAUUGUCUGAAGUGUUUGGUUUCGUGUUAAUCAAUCGGAGUGUGACUCAAAACCCAUUUGUGGCAGUGUAAAUCUCCAAAUAACCCUCGCUGUUCUGAACAGCGAAAAUGGCAAGUUCAUCAAGGGAUCAUCACCUGAACAAGGUUUGCUGCUAUGCACACCCGGAUGCACCACUAAUAGAAGAUUAUCGAGCGGGGGAUAUGAUUUGCUCCGAGUGUGGGCUGGUUGUUGGCGACAGAGUAAUAGAUGUCGGUUCUGAGUGGCGAACUUUCAGCAAUGAGAAAGCUGGCGUCGAUCCAUCUCGUGUUGGUGGUCCAGAGAAUCCGCUGCUUUCCGGUGGCGAUUUGUCCACAAUGAUUGGACCAGGAACGGGACCAGCUUCUUUUGAUGCUUUUGGAACCGCCAAAUACCAGAACAGACGCACUAUGAGCAGUUCCGACAGGGCACUCAUAGCAGCGUUUAAAGAAAUCAGCACAAUGGCCGACAGGAUCAAUUUGCCAAAAACAAUCGUAGAUCGGGCCAACAACCUGUUCAAGCAGGUUCACGAUGGCAAAAACCUGAAGGGUCGUUCGAACGAUGCUAAAGCAUCCGCUUGUUUGUAUAUCGCGUGUCGUCAGGAGGGAGUACCGCGUACGUUUAAGGAAAUCUGUGCCGUUAGUAAGAUCAGCAAGAAAGAAAUAGGUCGAUGUUUCAAGCUGACACUGAAGGCUCUCGCCACAUCCGUUGAUCUCAUUACAACAGCUGAUUUUAUGUCUCGUUUCUGCGCGAAUCUGGAUUUGCCGAACACGGUGCAGCGUGCCGCAACACAUAUCGCUCGCAAAGCAGUCGAAAUGGAUAUUGUACCUGGACGAUCACCAAUCUCAGUAGCCGCCGCAGCUAUCUAUAUGGCGUCGCAGGCAUCCGAUCAGAAGAAGACACACAAAGAAAUAGGUGACAUUGCCGGUGUGGCCGAUGUCACCAUCCGACAGUCGUAUCGUCUAAUGUAUCCCCAUGCAGCCGAACUGUUUCCGGAGGACUUUAAAUUCACCACACCAAUCGAUCAGCUGCCACAGAUGUAGAGCACAUCUGUUCUCCCGGUGUACCUUUGAGAGGACAACGACGGAAAAUGUUUCCUUUUCUGUAUCGCAAACUUGAUCGGAACCGUUGUUCUGUUUGCUUUUUUGAGUAAAGUUUCUAGUUAAUUUUUCAGUAGUGCUGCCUUCCUUCAAUGGCAGAACAACAAAAAACAAAACCGAUUAGAGGCCUGCCUUCAAAGAAGAAAACUGUCACCUCACCUGAUCAGGGGGAAGUAUGAAAUACAGUGUUAUUAAUUAUGAAGUAGGUGUAAUAAUUUCUUUAAUAUGGAACUACAAUAAAAACAAUACAACCGAUUUAGGUAAGAAUA
Messenger RNA from Wyeomyia smithii (pitcher-plant mosquito), 1530 nucleotides. It is a transcript of the gene TfIIB, whose product is annotated as transcription initiation factor IIB. The transcript is spliced from 5 exons. Gene Ontology annotation, cellular component: transcription preinitiation complex; nucleus. Gene Ontology annotation, molecular function: RNA polymerase II general transcription initiation factor activity; TBP-class protein binding. NCBI's taxonomy places the organism in Eukaryota, Metazoa, Arthropoda, Insecta, Diptera, Culicidae. The record is from RefSeq and is a predicted model, not a curated record. Gene Ontology annotation, biological process: transcription preinitiation complex assembly; transcription initiation at RNA polymerase II promoter. Bases 254 to 1204 code for a protein of 316 amino acids.